AUGACGGGACCCAAGACUAGACCGUUGCCUACGGUGGGUAAGCAAGCCUGUGACCGGCUGCUGAAACGGUUACUUGGAGCUCUUCGCCGUUUAACCGCGCUAUGCGAUAAGGUGGAGACGGCACGUGCCAAGAAACCUGCACCCAGAGACGACGAGAAGGUGGAAAUCCAUUUGGAAUUGACCCGCUUAGACAAUCCCCAAACUGGAUUUCUGAUCAAGCAGGAGGCCACGAAAAAUAUUCAUCUCAUUCAAGAGCAACUUCGCCAACUCCGUGAAUUGUCACUGGCGGAUAUUGUCACGUCUGCGCCCCAGGACACGGCCCAGGCGACAGUGGGUGAUGAUUUUUCUGAGACUCAGGCCGCACCAGCGGUGUAA
Molecule: messenger RNA, 375 nt
Organism: Sphaeroforma arctica JP610
Lineage: Eukaryota; Ichthyosporea; Ichthyophonida
Exons: 2
Coding region: 1-375 (124 amino acids)
Source: RefSeq, a predicted model, not a curated record